CAUGGUAACACGAACCUUCUGAAGACAAAUGGCAUCAAAUCCCUUUAUUCCUCAUCACCAUUCCUUACUUGGGUUUUCCUAAUCCAACAAAUUCAUCCCUAUCAAUCUAAAAUCAAAGAGCUCGAGAAAUUUCACACAGAGAAAACAAAAUGGCAAAUGUAAGUGAUGAGUUCAGACUAGUGUCACCAAACAAAAAUCAUGAAGGAAAAUUACCAAGGAAGUACACAGAUGAAGGACAAGGUGCUCGGAGGAAUAUGUCACCACCAUUAGAAUGGUACAAUUUGCCUGAAGGGACCAAAAGUUUGUCACUAGUAGUGCAAGAUAUUGAUGCACCUGACCCAAAUGGACCUAUUGUUCCAUGGGUUGUUUGGGUUGUGACUAAUAUUCCAUCAACUUUAAAGGGUCUGCCUGAAGGAUUUUCUGGUAAAGGAGAGGAAUUAGGUGGAGAUUAUGCUCGUGUCAAGGAGGGACAUAAUGAUGAAAAAGUCCCUGGAUGGCGUGGACCCAAGUUGCCAAAUCCAGGUCAUAGAUUUGAGUUUAAGCUUUUUGCUUUGGAUGAUGAGCUCAAAGGUCACGAAGGAUAAACUACUUGAAGCUGUAGAGGGUCAUGUUCUUGGAGAGGCUGUUUUGAUUGCCAUAUCUUGAAUGUAUAAUUUUCCAGAUGUGACAAUGUUGUUUCAUGUUACUUUAUGGCAUGAACUUGAACAGUUGAGCUAGUUAUUGUAAUAAUUAAUCAACAAGUGUGAGUCCACCGUUGUUUUAUCCGAUUUCUUAUUAUGUCUAGAACUUUGCAUAAUGCUGUACUCUGAUUCCUAGCCAGAAUUCGUAUCCUGGGCUUUUUGUGUAGGAGGAUUUAUUUCAUGUUGCUUCUCUCA
Messenger RNA from Capsicum annuum, 875 nucleotides. Its product is annotated as UPF0098 protein CPn_0877/CP_0992/CPj0877/CpB0906. NCBI's taxonomy places the organism in Eukaryota, Viridiplantae, Streptophyta, Magnoliopsida, Solanales, Solanaceae. The record is from RefSeq and is a predicted model, not a curated record.